Messenger RNA from Drosophila willistoni, 1292 nucleotides. RefSeq names its product 4-hydroxyphenylpyruvate dioxygenase. Gene Ontology annotation, biological process: L-tyrosine catabolic process. The coding region runs from base 104 to 1246 and encodes 380 amino acids. The transcript is spliced from 5 exons. Lineage: Eukaryota; Metazoa; Arthropoda; Insecta; Diptera; Drosophilidae. The record is from RefSeq and is a predicted model, not a curated record. Gene Ontology annotation, cellular component: endoplasmic reticulum membrane; Golgi membrane. Gene Ontology annotation, molecular function: 4-hydroxyphenylpyruvate dioxygenase activity.
UGUAAGAGCAGAUCACAGAUCAAAACGGAUCGACGUUAUAUUCAAAAUCAAAUUUUUAAACGCGUGUGAGGUGAAAAUUUGCAUAAAUUGAGUCUGAGUGAUAAUGACCAGCUAUACUGACAGAGGAACCAAACCUGAAGCCGGCAAAUUCCUAAGCUUUGAUCAUUUAACAUUCUUUGUUGGUAACGCCAAGCAGGCGGCCAGCUAUUAUACCACUCGUUUGGGUUUCGAACCACUUGGCUAUCAGGGUUUGGAGACGGGAGAGCGUCGCUAUGCUAAGCAUGCUGUGCGUCAAAAUAAAAUUGUCUUUGUCUUCGUUUCGGCCUAUAAUCCGGAUGAGCAAGAGCAUGGAUUGCACUUAAUGAAACAUGGCGAUGGGGUCAAAGAUGUGGCCUUUGAGGUAGAAGAUUUGAAUGCCAUCUUUAGCCUGGCGGUGGCUCGUGGAGCUGAAGUGGUUCGCGAUAUAUGGGAAGAAAGUGAUGAAAAUGGAGUUGUGAAAUUCGCUACCAUUAAGACGUAUGGCGACACCACGCACACUUUUGUGCAGCGUCGUGGCUAUGUUGGGGAAUUCUUGCCCGGAUUCCAGCGAGCUGUACCCGAUGUUCUGUUGCAAAAUUUGCCAUCGACUAAAUUGAAUUUUAUUGAUCAUGUUGUGGGUAAUCAGCCCGAUUUGGAAAUGGAGAGUGUUGCCUCUUGGUAUGAGCGUAUUCUGCAGUUCCAUCGUUUCUGGUCUGUCGAUGAUUCACAAAUUCAUACGGAAUAUUCGGCAUUGCGUUCCAUUGUUAUGGCCAACUAUGAGGAGACUGUUAAGAUGCCUAUCAAUGAGCCGGCCAAUGGCAAGAAAAAAUCCCAAAUUCAAGAAUAUGUGGAAUACUAUGGCGGAGCCGGUGUACAGCAUAUUGCCUUGAAUACGGACGAUAUAAUACAGGCUGUGAGCAAUUUGAAGGCACGUGGCACGGAAUUUCUAACAAUUCCCUCAUCAUACUAUGAGAUUCUUCAGGAGCAGUUGGCGCAUAGUCGCACAAAGAUCAAGGAAGACAUGAAAAUCCUUCAGAAGUUAAACAUUUUGAUUGACUUCGAUGAGAAUGGCUAUCUAUUGCAGAUUUUUACCAAGAACUGUCAGGAUAGACCCACACUUUUCCUGGAAGUCAUUCAACGUUACAAUCAUAAUGGCUUUGGUGCCGGCAACUUCAAGUCCUUAUUUACGGCCAUUGAAAUUGAACAGGCCAAACGUGGAAAUUUGUAAAUUAUUAUUUCGACGAUAUGCAAAAUAAAUUGAUAUAGCAGCAGCA